UGGCGACAUUUCGCAUAGGCGGCCAUCUUGAAUGAGCGUGCGCCUAUGUAAGGUUACAUAGCAGACGUUCAGUUCUCAGAUGGUUACAGCAUUAUAGACAAAUCAAUCGGAAGGGCAGCUUAGUCUAUUACGAUUUAUCUAUCAGAGCAAACAAGAUUGUGAUUCGAGUCUACAGCGCUUCAAUGCAUGUUCUAGGAAUCACGAACAUUAGUUGAGCGUUGAAAAACUCCUCGUUGAAUUAAGAGGCACUAAUUUGUCAAAUAGAAUAACCCAAUUAAAGGUAUUUCCGUGUGAAGUGCAUCGGAGGGUUGUUGACAGUGCUUGGCCCACCCCAUGUUGUCGGCAAUGUGUGGUUUCCGCCGUUCCUAGGUGUUCGAUCAUUAAAUCCAAACGCUACCGUCAGUUUGAAGAACGCAAGUAGAGGGUCGAUACAAGGCCUGCACUUUAUGAAGAAGCGUUAAACCGAAACGCGCUCCAGAGUAACAUUUUAGUAAUAAGUCAAGCGACGAAAAUAAGGGCGCAGUUAGCUGCGACUGUGGUAAAUAAAAACAAAUAGUAACUACAAUGGCAGACAACGAACAGAAGGCUAAACAGCUAUUAGCUGAAGCAGAGAAAAAACUCAAACCUGCAGGAUUUCUCUCAGGAAUGUUUGGGGGUGGGGCCCGUGUUGAGGAAGCAUGUGAAUUGUAUUGCCGAGCAGGUAAUACCUUCAAAAUGGCCAAGAAUUGGCCACAGGCAGGACACGCGUUUUGUGAGGCUGCUAAUCUUCAUCGAAAGAACAAUAACAGGCAUGAGGCUGGUUCAGCGUUCGUGGAUGCAUCGAAAUGCUACAAGAGCUGUGAGCCGACUCAGGCCAUAGACUGUCUUAAAAAGGCCGUUGAAAUCUAUACCGACAUGGGGCGCUUUAGCAUGGCAGCUAAACACCAUAUUAGUAUAGCCGAGCUAUACGAAAAUGAGCUCAACGAUAUCGAGAAGGCUAUCGGACAUUACGAGACAGCUGCCGAUUACUACAAAAGCGAGGAAAGCAACUCGGCAGCAAACAAAUGCCUGCUACAGGUGGCUAAAUACGCAGCUCAGCUGGAGAAGUUUGAACGGGCUAUUGAAAUCUACGAGCAGGUCGCAUCCAGCUGUAUCGACUCAUCGCUACUGAAGUACUCGGCUAAAGAAUAUUUCUUCCGUGCCACACUGUGUCAUCUUGCCAUUGAUGUAUUGAACGCAACUCACGCGCUUAAUAAAUACGACGAGAUGUAUCCGAGCUUUGCAGACUCACGUGAAUACAAAUUUUCCAAGACGUUGAUAAAGGCUGUGGAGGACGAGGACGUGGAAGCAUUCACGGCAGCAGUCACUGAGUACGACGCGAUCUCUCGGUUGGACAAGUGGUACACGACAUUACUAUUGCACAUCAAGAAGGGUCUGCAGUCAGAGCCUUGUCUCCUUUAGAUAUCUUUGUUUAAACACUGAAGUUCCCAUUGACCGCUUCCUCAGAGCAAAACUAUAGGUACAUCAUAAAAGCUACGUAAAAGAAAGGCCGCGCUAACCGUCAGCUCGAUAAAAAACAAUUUGGUUAGCGUUUGCUUAAGAGGCUUACAACACUUCGUGCUGGAUUAUGGCUAUCGCAGUUAAUAUUAAUCUUAUUAUAUAUUUUAAUUGUUUGUUGAAAGUGAAAAUGAUUCCUGAAUUGAAUAUUAAAGGAAUCCAUAAUCCGAUAUCACAAGCAA
Messenger RNA from Varroa destructor (honeybee mite), 1718 nucleotides. RefSeq names its product alpha-soluble NSF attachment protein-like. Gene Ontology annotation, cellular component: vacuolar membrane; SNARE complex. Gene Ontology annotation, molecular function: soluble NSF attachment protein activity; syntaxin binding. Gene Ontology annotation, biological process: intracellular protein transport; SNARE complex disassembly. Lineage: Eukaryota; Metazoa; Arthropoda; Arachnida; Mesostigmata; Varroidae. The record is from RefSeq and is a predicted model, not a curated record.